Messenger RNA from Rhopilema esculentum, 7473 nucleotides. RefSeq lists its product as uncharacterized. Lineage: Eukaryota; Metazoa; Cnidaria; Scyphozoa; Rhizostomeae; Rhizostomatidae. The record is from RefSeq and is a predicted model, not a curated record.
CGCAGCUGUAGAGGUUAAACGCAAAUUCAGAUUCCAUACCAUGUAGAUGAUAGACGUUGCUUGGCUGGAGACCGAACGAGAAGGAAAUGACAGAUGGCCCUCAUUUUAUUAUCAAACCACAAGUCAAAAACACCAAACUAAAGAAUUCAAAAGUUCUUGUGGACGCUGAAAUUGCAUUUCAAAGCUUUAUGGCGGAGCUCUGUUAUAUCUUAAAAACGCAAGAUCUAUUCUCGGGACAGAUGACCUUGGAUGUCAACUUAGAAUAAAAACAAUUGAAAGAGAGGUCCUCUGGUGCAAUCGAGGUCGAAGGAAUUAACGGGUGCUGAAGGUUCUCAUUUAAAAUGGACGUUGCUAUAGAAUUAACAAUGUCAUGAAAUGUAUACAAACGUCUUGCCUCUAUGUAGCACCUGUCAGUAAAGAAUAAACAGAUAAAAUUAUUGAUGAUAUUUUGUAUUUGAAUAAUAGACAAUGAAAAGAACGGGCAAACAAAUUGAAGGAAUAACCGGCAACAAAAACAGACUGGACAAUGCAAACGCAAGAAACGGAAGAAGAAGGUCUAAGAAGACUGUUUCGCGGGAGCAGUUUAAAGGAAGAGACUCUAAGAAAACUGAUACUAUUCCAAGUGAGAAUUACAUUGUACAGAAAAAGGGUGCAUGUCCACAAAAUGAAAGAGAAUUUGAAUGGACUUCAAGGCGCGCUUCCAAAGCAGAAACAAAAUAUCGAUACAGGCACCGAGGCUCUAGCAGACAAGAAGCUUUGAUUCAAGAAGAAGUGAAACGCAACAGAAAUAUACGGCGGAGAAUGGAUGAUUUUGAAAGGUCAACGGACGAGGAAAGCGCUUUAUCCGACAUUAGUGACUCUUUUAGGCCGGCUCGUAAUGACUCGCCGUGUGUCAUAGAAAGGCCUUUAGUCAGACCGUCUGAUAUCAGAGGUCGACUGCGCGACAGAGAUUAUACCAAAAGCCUUACACCGCCUGUUGUGAAUCGUCCUUCGCGGGUACCGCGCGGUGCAAAAUACUCGCUUUUAGAUAUUGAGGCAGACUAUUAUGACGAUCUGUCGUAUGAUAAUAUCUAUCAGAGCUAUAAUUUAUCCCCGAGAGUACCAAGAAAGGCCGUUAGGAGUGAGGGGAAAAGAGAAAGAUAUUUACAAGAAUAUUCAAAAGUAGAUAAAAGAAGGCGCCCGUUGUCAGGAUCAAGGGCCCAGAGUCAUUAUCAUGAUGAUGACUCGUCUAGGCCUAGAAGUCGAGUUAAUGAAGGUAUCAUUGUUGAUGAUUUUGAAAAAGAUAUUGUUUUUGGACGAUAUGGAGAGCAGCCUUUGGAAGUUAAUACACCAUUUGAGGAAGAUGAAAGAAGAGCAAUUGCAAAACCAGAUAGAAGAAAUCGCGGUCGAAAAACCCCAAGAAAUUAUCCACCAGCACACCUGGAAAAGGACAUGCUCGAUGAUUAUCACCUUGGUGCACUAAAUGCAAGAACGGAGGUAAGGUCACCGAGGCUAGUGCAGAAACGCGAAAGUAGGAGACGGUCGCUGAAAGAGGUUGGGCGAAGAAAUACUGAAAGUCGUGCUGGAGCAUUUGACUUCUCAGAGGAUGACAGCAUAAUAGAUGAAAGGUUAGUAAGUAGAAGACCAGUAAGGCAUCCUGUAUAUAAAAAGAGUCUUCAUUAUGAGCUUAUCGAUUCAGGAGGUUUCAAAAGUGGAUCAACUUCCCCUGAAGAUCUUUUGUGUGAUUCGGAGAACUGUGACGAUCUUGGAAUGCUUGAUACGCCGAACUUGUCACCUGGGUACGAGGAGUUUUGUGAUAUCAUGUACGAUCAGAAUUUGCCAAAGCUCAAAGCAGACUUUAAAACUGAUUCAAUGAGUGUCAAUCUAAGCUCUGAAAAUAUUCCUGUUGAAAUUGGUGAUAACGUAGAUGGAACCAAUAAAGACAGGAGUAGAAAUUUACAUCGCGCUGAUGAAAGAGAGGGUUCGGAAGAUAAAGAAGGCAUUGUGCAAAAAAACGGAAAGCAGGAGGAAGUAUAUGACAGUGAUCUUCAUAGAUCAAUUCCUAGAAAUAAAAAUGCAAACUAUACAGCUAGAGUAGAUGAAACAAAUGAGAAAAAUUCACAUAGAAUGAACAGAGUGUCGAAUGAGUAUGAGAGUAAAGCUCAUACGCAAGAAGGUUCUUUCAAAAAUAGAGGGUUUUGGUACCAUGUAAAAGCAGAUGAGCAAUCAAACCUGGGAGACAAUAAAGUUUCAAAAAGUAGGCCACGUGAUAGCAUGUCACCAGCGAUUGUUGUUGAGGAAUUCAAAGAUGAAGAAGUGCAAGAAAAGUUUGAAGCUGACCCAGAAAAUUCAAAUGGUGAUGAUGGUUACUAUGGGAGAUCAAUGGGAGAAAUAUCUAACAAUGAGGAUGCUGAAUAUGGAACAGAAAGGAAGAAAGAUGGAAGUACCUUGACAAUGCAAAAACUUGAGUCGGGAAUAUGGAGUGAAUCAGCGGAUACGUACAACAGGAUGGGUGAGAAUCAGGAUAGGAGAGGCGAGACUUCGCAAAACAUUGACAAAGACCAAGAUGCAAGAGACCUUUUUAUGGGAAUUUGCAAAGAUGCGAAAGCAAAGAGUUCAGUCACAAAUGAUUCCAGUCAUUUGCAGGGUGUAGGAAGAAAAUCUUCCUUAACUCGAUCUUUAUCGAUGCGUGUUAAUCCUUCCAGUGGAUUUUUUGCGGGAGCUGCAAACCCUGCCAAUACAACGGAGCUUGAUGAUGGAAAAGCCCAUGCUGGACACAAGUGGAGAAUGCAAAAAGCCUAUUCGUUAGACUGGGCUGAAAGAUACCUCCCGAGCCACGAUCAUAAUGAUCUCUAUUUUAUACCCGAGGUGGUGAGCAUACCAGAAUCUAAGAUAACUGUGCAAAAGAUCCGUAGGCACGGGAAUAUAACUAUCGCAUGGGAAAGCAAGACAACUGACAAGAUGGGAGCUGGUGGUGUUAAAUCAAGGAAGAUUAAGCAUAAAAGGUCUUCAAAAGAUGUUGAUAAAGAAAGUACAAAUAAAAGGGCAAUAAAAACAUCGAAAAUAAAAAGCAAAAAGCAAAUAAGCGAAAAAGACAAGUUUGCGAAUGUUGGAAAUAACGAUUCAAAAAGUAAUAAGAAGUCAAAAGAGAAAGGCAAGAGGACUGAAGAGCUAGAACUGAAAAUGGCUGCAACUGUUGAGAAAAGGUCUGAAGGCUCAAAACAACAAAAUGUCUUCGUUAAUGUGGAUAGAAUUGGUAACGAUCCAAGAAAAACAAAAAAAAAACAUGAUUCAGGUAGAAGACGACGCUCUGACCAACAUGAAAGAUAUAUGGACAAGGAUCGUAAGAAAGGAAAAGAAAAUUUGGCGAUAAAAGAAGAAGAUGAAAAUGAGGUCAUCAGUGAUGAAGAAAAGAAGAAAUCAUUGAUAGGCAAAUUAAUACAAAAGAAACUUGAGAAAAAAAAAUUGCAAGAGAAGUCUGAAAAGGACGAGAAAGUGAGAAAAGAGCAGGUAGAAGAAGAAAUUAUUAGCGAUGAAGAGACGAAGAAAACACUUUUGACGAAGUUAAUAAGGAAAAAAAAGGAAUCAAUGAAAAUUCAACGACAAGAAAAAGACGCGACAAACACUAUGAAACAGAAAGAAAAAGACAGCGAUUUAGUAGUUAGUGAUGAAGAAAGAAAGACGAAUCUUAUAUCGAAACUCAUAAGAAAGAAAAAGGAAGCCCGGAUGAGUUAUGAGAUAAAACAAGAUAAAGUAAAAGAAAAUGUUAAAGAAAAUGAUAUAAGUGAUGAAGAGACAAAGACGAAAUUGUUAUCAAAUUUGAUAAGGAAAAAGAAAGAGGCAAAAAAGAGAGAAGCAAUUGAAAAAGAUUUGAAAUUUAAAGCAAGUAACAAAGCGGAAAAUGAUGCAAGAAAUUUUCAUAACAAAAGUAAUAUUGAUGAAAAAGAGAAUAAGCACAAUAUAGUCAGAUGCUCUGAAAUGAAGAAAGAAAAGGAUUUUGAUUAUAAAGAGAGGGCAAAAAGAAGUACUGCGAUCAGUAACAAAAAUAAACAAAAGACUGCUGUAGAUAAAACAGACAGUAGGAAAAACGAAAUGCAUACUGUGAAUACUAAGUUAAAAGAUAAAUCUAGCGGAAAGAAUUUCAGUGAAAGACAAAAGUGCAAAACAAAAAAUGUUAACAAUGACAAGGAGAAAGAUACAAGAAAAAUUCUUCGAGAAAGGGAUACGCUAGGAAACAAAAUUACAAUGAAACCAAUGACCGAAAGAACAAACAGAAAUAAACAGAGGCAAAAUUCUGGGUCAAAAACAGAUACAGCUGGUGUUGACGAUGGCGGGGAAAUUAUUGAAGACUUGGAUAAGAAAAAAAGUUUGAUUGGUCGUUUGCUAAGAAGAAAAAUAGAGACAAAGGAAGCAGCAAGGAAACGGGAACAGCUGGAACAAGAAAGAUUGAAAGCUUUGGAGAAUCUACGGAAGCCCUUUAAAUUCAGUGAUGAUGAUACUACUGAUUCCGAAGAUGAUUCGAGUGAUGACGUUGAUGAAGUAAGUGGAAGUGAAGAUGAUGCCAGUAGUUCCGAGGAGCUAAUGGAUGAAGGCUUGGAAUCCGGUAGCACAGAAUAUGAAACAGAAAGUGAAGAAGAGGAGGAAAGUGAAGAGGGAGAAGAUGGUGAUGAGACUGAAGAGGAAAGUGAAGAAAAAGACGAGAGUGAAUAUGAGACACACGAAUCAGAAGAGGAAUCCGAAGAAGAUGUAUCUGAAUAUGUAAGUGAUUCGCAAGAUGAAGAUCCAGCUACAAGUGAAGAAGAAACUGAUGAAGAUCAAGAAAACGAGGAAAUAUCAGAAUCAGAAGGUGAAGAAAGCAAGGGCGAAGAAACAGAAAGUGAAAUUGAAGAAUCAACGGCAAGUGAAGAAGCGACAGAAAGCGAAGAGGAAACAGAAAGUGAAGAAGAGUCGGAAUCAGAUGGUGAGUUUAAUUUACAAAACAAUACACGAAUCAUCAUUGCUGACCAAUGAUGUGCCAACGCUUGAUUGAUAUUUGUAAUAAAUGCUUAAUGCACAAAUUUUUGUAAACCGUUGUUUCUAUUGUAUUGAAAAUAUCUACUUUCAUUAUUUAUUCUUACUUGUUUAAAAUCCCAAAUUAUUUUUCAUUUCGUUCCUCUUUUUAUCUUUUUAUUUUACCUUAACUAAUUUGACAACAGUUGCCUCCUUGUUUCUCCGUCACUUAAACCAUAUUCUCAUCACUUAUAGUAGAAAACGUAAGUAGGCUUCACUAAAAAUUCAUGUACCACGCGUAACUCUUUUUUAAACGGAUGUCAUAUGCAACGAAAGUGACUCAUAUACCUCUUACUUCAAUCUUAAAAUAUACACACUUUGUCAUAUCAUCGCAUUUUGCCUUAUUUAUAAAAAGAUAUGUGUUUUUCAUAAAAAAAUCCUUAUCCAGAUGCAUUUUUAAAAGGUCGAUGGAAGAGAUUCUUCAAAAUCGGCAGAAAACAUUUUGGAUUUUUUUCUAAUUAUCUUUAAAUCAUUUACAUGCCACUACUAUUAAUUUUCAGAGGAAGAAAACUAGCAAACAAUGGCGGUUGAAUCACAAGAUCAAGAUUUCCCAAGACCGUUAGAUCUUCUAGCAGAUUUUAUAUAAACUGUUUGAAGACCACUUAUUGAAAAGUACCAGUAUAUUUUUCAUCAUAAAAGAUACGACAAAGUCUUAACUGAAGAGAGCCGACCUUAUCAAACACCAGUUAAUUUUUGAAUUAAUCUUUCUAAUAACUUUAUAGUUUUGAAAUGAUUUGAUCUAUUUAAGCUCGACAUGUAGCUUGGAAUGAAAAAAUAUAAAACUAAAUUUGUUUACCUUCAUGCAAGCAGUUAGAAGUUAAAAGUUAUUUUAUGAUAUGUAGCAAAAAUAAACUCCUGUUAAGUUUCUCUCGAUAUUUACCGUAUCAAUAUAUUAGUGAAAACAUUUGUUGCUAAAAAAUAGUUUGCAUGCUAUCAUGUUGUAGAGACAAUAAUCAAUUUUUUUCAGAUAUAUCUAUCUUAAGGUUACGGUAAACGUUUUCUUGAUGAAAACAUCGAUUUUUCGAUUUUUUCACAUUCAAGUAGCCGAACUUUCAAGGCACAUAAUGAUACCAAAUUUGAAAGAUACAGAAAUUUUGAAAAUAGAAAAAAUCCCAUGUAAACGAAGGUUUUCAUAAUUUCUUUAUCAAAACUUUUAGUUGAGUUCUGAAAAACUCUUGACCUGUUAAGCCGAUAAUCGUUGCUUUGCCUUUGUUGUCGCGUGUCUCAUUUACAAUAUCACAUGGCACAUCCAUCUAUCCCAGGUACGGCUGUCUAUUUGAACAGGCUUAUUGGUGAUUUGACCAGGACUACACUGUGGUUUACGAGUGUACCUUGCAAAGUGUACCUUGCAAGGGCGAUCAGUAAAAUCCCGUUUUCUACGGACUUACAAUUCCUCUACAUGCAGAUACAAAAAAGCUUUUUUGUACCCAAGGAACCAAUGGAAUGGCUCAAAAAUUUGCACACCUCCAGGACAGAUGUCGGGUAAGCGAAUCGUGUCUCAAAUCGCGAAUCGUGUAUUUGCUCUGGUCGGUUUUUUAUAGCCAAAUACAGCUAUGAGAGGAAGAACAAUUAUUUGCCAAAUUUCGACAGGGUAUAGUUUCAAGGGGAGGAGGAAAUUAAAAAUUUGAGACACACUUUGGUAGCUUAGGGUCUGCGCUUUCUGCUGAUAUAAGUUAGAUUUUGAUACCUAAAACGCAAGGGUACAAAAUAGCUUUUGAAGGUGGUACACUCAUUUAAGCAAUAAAUUUGCCUGGAAAGUAUCAUUUUACAAUAUUUGCCAAUCAUUUUGAUAUGAUUGGAAUCACCACAUUCUUGUGCAUCGAAUGACGCAUAGUUUAAUCUGAUUCCGUUUAUAGUUUUGCUUGUAGGGAGAACAAACCAAAUAUCGUGUCAGAAACGUUUACCGUAACCUGAAGUGCAGCAAAAACGGACUCUAGUCCUGUUUCUCUGUAUCUUCACCAUAUGAAAUAUGACAGUGACACAAUAUUAAAAAAUGAAACAGAUGUUAAAAAACGUUUAACUGCUAUCACGAUGGAGCGAGAAUAGACAAUUUAUUCAGAUAUCUCUAUUUCAUUAGUUCAGUGUAGCGAUAAUGGGCUCCAGCCAUGUCUUUCUUUAUUUUCACCAUAUUAAAUAUGACAAUGACAUAAUAUUGAUGCUAAAAAACGUUUUACUGCUAUCAUGGUUGAGAGAAGAUAAUCAAUCUAUUCAGAUAUCUCUAUUUCGUUAUCUCAGUGUAACGAUGAUGAGGCCAGUCAUGUCUCUCUAUAGUUCACCGUGUGAAAGAGACCAGUGUAACAAUUUUGAAUCAAUUAUUUAAGUUUCUUUGAUCUGACUAAAAGGGACACAAAUUGAAAUGAGGACACAAAAUGAGGCGAGGAGUCAUUUUGUGGGUAUCAAAUGUUGUUUGCAGUUAAUCCAUCCGAAUCUAUUGUAAUACCUGCA